Molecule: messenger RNA, 2150 nt
Organism: Mastomys coucha (southern multimammate mouse)
Lineage: Eukaryota; Metazoa; Chordata; Mammalia; Rodentia; Muridae
Gene: Azi2
Product: 5-azacytidine induced 2
Exons: 8
Coding region: 494-1711 (405 amino acids)
Biological process (GO): canonical NF-kappaB signal transduction
Cellular component (GO): cytoplasm
Source: RefSeq, a predicted model, not a curated record
GCUAGAGCGCCGCUUAGCGGCGCCCUCUUGGGCUUCAGGUCCGGCUUCCGGUGUCGUCGCGCUACGCUGGCACUCGGCCUGUGCGCCGCGGCGACACCUUUGUGGGCGGCGGGGCGGUCGGAGACCCUUCCGGAACCCUCUCGGCCUCCCCGCCCCUGAGCGGGGCAGCGGGCGCCGGCCGGCCGGCGGCCCCGGGGUUGGCGCGCGUGCUGCUGGGUAACGGGCCUGUUCGGCCGGCCCCGGGCCGGCCCCGCUCGGCUCCUCGGUGACCUCCAGGGCCCCUGACUGCGGGAGCCGCGGCGGAAGACAUGGGGCUCCCUCGCUGCACCUGUGACGGCCACCUUGACGGGGGAAGCGGUGGCGUCUUCGAGGAAACCGGAAGCCCGUGGUGACCCCUGGCGACCCGGUUUGUUUUCAGCCGGCUUCCAAGCACUGGGGAAGCGAAACCCGGUGGCCUUGGGGACCGCCCUGCGUAGCCAGGGUUCAGGCUGCCAUGGACACUCUGGUGGAAGAUGACAUCUGCAUUCUGAACCAUGAGAAGGCCCACAGAAGAGAGGUGGUGAUGCCGCUCUCAGUGCACCCUGGAGAUGAGUCUGUGGCUUCCCAUUUCGCACUGGUCACUGCUUACGAAGACAUCAAGAAGAGACUUAAGGAUUCAGAGAAAGAGAACUCCUUCUUAAAGAAAAGAAUAAGGGUUUUGGAAGAAAAGCUUGUUGGCGCUCGUGCAGAUGAAGAAACAAGUUCUGUGGGACGAGAACAAGUGAAUAAGGCCUAUCAUGCAUAUCGUGAGGUUUGCAUUGAUAGAGACAAUCUGAAGAACAAACUGGAAAAGAUAAAUAAAGACAAUUCUGAAUCUUUGAAAAUGUUGAAUGAGCAGCUACAGUCUAAAGAAGUAGAACUUCUGCAGCUAAGAACAGAAGUGGAGACUCAGCAGGUGAUGAGGAAUUUAAAUCCACCUUCAUCCAACUGGGAGGUGGAAAAGCUAAGCUGUGACUUGAAGAUACAUGGUUUGGAACAAGAGCUGGAACUACUGAGGAAAGAAUGUAGCGACCUCAGAACAGAGCUACAGAAAGCCAGACAGACGGAUGCAUCUCAGGAAGACAUUCUGCAGGACAGAGAUGUCAUCAGGACGAGCUUGUCGAGAGAAGAGCAUGCUCCCCACCAGGGCCUUCCCCACAGUGAUAAUAUGCAACAUGCGUACUGGGAACUGAAGAGAGAGAUGUCUAACUUACAUCUGGUGACUCAAGUGCAAGCAGAGCUACUGAGAAAACUGAAAACCUCAGCUGCAGUCAAGAAAGCCUGUACCCAAGUAGGAUGUGUUGAAGACCUUGGGAGAGACAGCGCGAAAUUGCACUUGACAAAUUUUACUGCAACUUACAAAAGACAUCCCUCUUUGUCACCAAAUGGCCAAGCUAUUUGUUAUGCUCCUUCUUCCCCUUCGCCAGGAGACAGAAAGGUUUUCUCAGACAAAGCAGUUCUUCACUCAUGGACAGAGAAUGAGAGAUUGGUUCCUAAUGACGGGGCUGACUUUCAGGAGCACAACUCCUAUGGGAGAAAUUCUCUGGAAGAUAACUCCUGGGUGUUCCCAAGCCCUCCUAAAUCAAGUGAGACAGCAUUUGGCGAAAAUAAAAGCAAAAUCUUACCUUUACCCAACCUGCUGCCAGUGCAUUACCUGGAUCAACACACUCAGAGCUGCCUUUACAAAAGUUAACUUGACUUGUGAUUUGAUCACGAAGAUGCUGACGCAGUGCUUCUCCCAAGAGAUUGUUCAAACUGAAAGUGGACUUUGAGUAAUGACUUGUGGAGUUCUCCAGUAUGUACAUUUGUACAUUCUGUAAAACAUUAUUGUAUGUAGUUGAUUUUCCAGUAUGGGAACCUCCCCUUGUACCUUUGAUAACAAUUACACAUUUUUGCUUCUUGGAUAAAGAAUGGAAAUGAAAAUUUUAGACAUGGUUUUAUAAAGUAUGCGACCUGCCUAAAUAGCCAAUCAUUAAAUAAAGAGCAGCCUUUACUAUAAGAGAAAAACCAUGUCUGCUGGUUUAGAUUGUAUCAAAAAGCAAGUAAGAGUGUGAAUAGGUUGUGCUUCUGUAAAUUCCUGAUGCAUAAAGAUUUGAAAUAUAAUGGAAUAAAAGUAGGUUAUGACAUCUCCA